GUACAAAAGCAGUUAUUGCGGUUAGUAGGAGACUGGUCCUGCAUUGCAUGGGGAUGCUUGGACUGGUCGAAUAGACGUUGCGGUCUGUGUGGAGCUACCCACAUUUUCUGCAGCACUUGUGACCAAGGAUGGGAUCCUCAGUGGUUCUUCGCCAACCCACUGUGCUGCUGUGGAUAGCCCUUGCGAGUGUGCUUCCAGUUGCUCACUGCAGCGGCUCCCUGGAGGCCAGCGGGUACACCGCUUCCUGGCUCCCUGGACAUGCAACUUGGUAUGGGGAUCCAUAUGGAGAGGGCUCAAGCGGAGGAGCUUGUGGCUACACAGAGCUCGCAGGUACUCCGUAUGGUUUGAGUGUGGGUGCGGGAAGUGCUGUCAUCUACCAGAAUGGCCAAGGGUGCGGCGAAUGCUACGAAGUUAAGUGCACGUACCCAUCUUGCAAGCCGACGCCCAGUAGAAUUGUUAUUACUGAUUUUUGUCCAGGAGGAACGUUUUGCAGCACAGGCGAACCAGCAUUUGAUCUCAGUGGCAUGGCCAUGACAAACAUGGCUCUUCCUGGCAGGGACCAGGAGUUACGUAACUUGGGCUUGUACGAGAUUCAAUACAGAAGAGUGCCCUGUUAUUAUCCAAACCAGAACGUCGCUUUUAAAGUAGACCCCGGGUCCACCCCGUUUUGGCUUUCGUUCACCAUUGAAUACCAAGGAGGACCAGGAGACAUUGAAAGCGUCGCUAUAAGACAGGCUGGUAGCUCUGAGUUCCAGCAGAUGCAACACAACUGGGGUGCUAAUUACAUGUUAAUCUGCUACUCCGGAAAGCCAUUCAAGGGACCCUACGACGUGAUGAUCACUGCCAAAUUGAACGGCCAUGUCCUUAUUGCCCAGGAUGCCAUUCCGGAAUACUUCCAACCAGGAGGUAUCUACGAGUCCAAUGUGCAGCUAGGGUACUAGUUCGGGUUGGAUCUACUGCUGAAGUGUUGACGGAACUAGAAUGUCAUGCGAGUAAGGAUUUAUGUCACUGUAAUCGAUCCAUGAUUGGGCUGUUCUGGCCACUACAGCGGAUUUCAACAUUAUCAGACUUCUAAACCUGCUUCCGGAAGGCCUGAAGUGAAGAGUCUGGUCUAUGUAUGUUAGCAAGAAAUCUCUGACCUUCUUCAUAAGAGACAGCUCCAUGGCGUCCAGGAGGAACAGCGUUGUAAGUUAGUUUGUGAUAUAAAAAUUAUACAUUACACCUCCAAAAUGACAUUGAGACAUAACGUUUGUAUCCUCACCGUCAUUUGAAUUAACAUAUUUGGACUGUUGGUUGUUGAGCUUCAUACCAACAUCGCGAAGGAGGUCUUUGAACACUGGAU
Messenger RNA from Physcomitrium patens, 1342 nucleotides. Its product is annotated as expansin-B3. Lineage: Eukaryota; Viridiplantae; Streptophyta; Bryopsida; Funariales; Funariaceae. The record is from RefSeq and is a predicted model, not a curated record. Gene Ontology annotation, cellular component: extracellular region. Gene Ontology annotation, biological process: sexual reproduction.